GCGCAGGGCUGUUACUCUGCCUGCUAGAGACGACACCAGCCGCUGCACCGGAUUACCCCGUCCUCUCUUUGUCUAGUUGUGUUAAUACCGGACCUAGCGAAUAUUAAUCUCGACUUUGUUAGGUAGUGAUUGUCAUCAGCUGACGGGGAUGUCAAAGCGAGUGCGGAGCAGGGAGGUCUGCGCUGACUGCAGCGCCCUGGAGCCCCGCUGGGCCUCUGUGAACAGGGGGGUGCUGAUCUGUGAUGAGUGCUGCAGCAUCCACCGAGGUCUGGGGCGACACAGCUCUCAAGUCAAACAUCUGACUCACACACCAUGGCCACCCUCCCAGCUGCAGAUGGUCCAGACACUAUAUGGCAAUGGAGCUAAUUCCAUAUGGGAGCAUAGCCUUCUGGACCCUUCCUCUGUUAUGAGUGGCAAACGCAAGGCCAACCCCCAGGACAGAGCUCAUCCCAACAAGACCGAGUUCAUCAAGGCCAAAUAUCAGAUGCUGGCGUUUGUCCAUCGGAUGCCCUGUCGUGAGGACGACAACGUCACCACGAAGGACCUCAGCAAGCAACUCCAUUCCAGUGUCCGGACCGGGAACCUGGAGACCUGCCUCAGACUGUUAUCCUUGGGAGCCCAGGCCAACUUCUUCCAUCCUGAGAAAGGAAACACCCCUUUGCACAUAGCAGCCAAAGCAGGCCAGAUGUUCCAAGCAGAGCUGUUGGCAGUUUAUGGAGCUGACCCCGGGGCUCUGGACUCAGGGGGGAAGACCCCCAUCGAUUAUGCAAGACAAGCUGGGCAUCAGGAGCUGGCAGACAGGCUGGUGGAGAUCCAGUAUGAACUCACGGACCGCUUAACAUUUUAUCUUUGUGGCAGAAGGCCAGAUCAUAGAAAUGGGCAGCACUUCAUCAUUCCACAAAUGGCAGACAGAAAUAAUCUGGAUUUGUCAGAGUUUGCAAAAGCUGCAAAGAAGAAGCUCCAGUCUCUCAGUAACCAUCAGUUUGAAGAACUCGCCAUGGACGUCUAUGAUGAAGUUGACAGGAGAGAAACUGAUGCAGUGUGGCUGGCGACUCAGAACCACAGCACACUUGUGACGGACACCACAGUUGUGCCUUUCCUGCCUGUCAACCCGGAAUACUCCUCCACCAGAAACCAGGGCCGCCAAAAGCUAGCGAGGUUCAACGCUCAUGAAUUUGCCACCCUUGUCAUUGAUAUUUUAACUGAUGCCAAACGUCGGCAGUGGGGUAACAGCUGUGAAAGUCCCAAAGAGAACGUGGAGCUGAUCCUGAAGGGAAUAGACAGUCGCCACGGCAGUGAGAGCCAGGACAAUGACCAGCCAGAUUAUGACAGCGUGGCAUCGGACGAAGACCCGGUGCAGGAGGCCACCUGUGGGGAUAAUUGCAAUGAUGGGAGGACCAAGAGCUCGGAGUCGUCUGACCUCUCCGAUGGACCUAUUACUGUGCAAGAAUUUAUGGAGGUGAAGAGUGCCCUCACUGCAUCAGAGGCCAAAAUACAACAGCUUCUUAAGGUCAACUGUCACCUGAGUGAAGAGCUGCGGAUGAUGCAGAGCAAGCUCAACUCCCUGCAGACUGAAAACACUACGCUGCGAUGGCAGACCCCCAGUGGACCACAGCAUAUCCAGGAUGCCUCUGCUCGACAUCCAGCCCGUGGAGGCCGCCCCAUGUCCAUGUAUGAGACGGGCUCUAGUCUGAGGCAGUACCCCCACAGAGGCGAAGCGUCUUGCCAAGAGGACGGCCUCGUUUUACAUCCCUUCCCAACCAAUAUUGGGAGGGGUCCUUUGGGGACGGCUGCUUCCUCCCUCCCUACCUUCCCCUCUUCCCUGUCCUGGUCGUGGGAUGAGAGAUCUCAAAGGGGCUGCAGCCUGGAGGGACAGAGUGGCAUGUUGGAGAGUGACUAUGACACCACACCCAACCACUCAGAACCAGAGGAGACUGUGCCUAGUUCAGCCUCUGAGGCAGUGGAGCCAGAGGAGGAGGCAGAGGGCCAGGCCUCCCUGCCCUGCACCGAGGACGUCAUCUGUAAGACGGAGCAGAUCACCAAGAACAUCCAGGAGCUUCUGAGAGCCGCCCAGGAGAACACACAUGAGAGCUUUCUGCCAUGCUCAGAGAGGAUCCACGUGGCAGUGAGGGAGAUGGCCACCUUGUUUCCCAAGAGGCCAUCCUCAGAGACCGUGCGAGGGUCUCUGUGCCUGCUCACUUCAAGUGCCGGCCGGCUCCAUGUAGAGUGCCAGAAAGCCACAUCCCACAACCCCUCCCCCUCCGACAUGCAGCUGGUCACUCAGCAGGUCAUCCAGUGCGCCUAUGACAUUGCCAAAGCGGCCAAGCAACUUGUCACUGUGACAACCAAAGAAAACAACAACUAACUAAAACCCCAAAGACUCUUAAAAUACCUUUUGAAAUACCCCACAAUACAGCGUGUCAAUGAUGUUGUUCAUUUCAGCUUUAUCAGUGUUACCACUAUUAUUAGUUUGCCCGUUUUAGACUGUGUAACCAAGUGUUCAUGAUACAUUUCUUGUGUGGGUGGUUUACAGAAAUAUACCAUGCAAAAAUAUGGGUCAAUCAAAAGCUUUAUUUAUUCUGGAGUUUGUUUUAUAUCACAGUGACGGAAAAUGAAGAUUUGUCUUUCAGUGUGAAGGAGACAAUCUUGUUUUUUUCUAACCUCAGACAGAUAGUUGAAUUGACACAAACUUUUCAAAGUGCAAUGUUGUACAUAUAAAACAGGAAUGGCAAUGGAUAGUUGAGCCUUUUACUUUCUACUUUAUUCUCUGUGGCUUUAGUGCAUACCACAGCUAUUCAAUUAUGUGCAACAGAGGGCGGACACACUGCAGAUUUUUAUUCCAGCCAGACAUUACAGCAGAUGAUUUUAGCGUAUAGCACAUCUUCAGCUAGAGACUAAGAAGUGAAGUGUCAUUUGGCUGAAGGGAAACCUGCUUUCUCUGAGUUCUCCAUGGUUGAAUACCUGUGGUGUACACCAUUGACGUUAGCUUAUUUUCCAUCAGCCAGAUCUAUUCGAUCUGUUUUUAUGAUGGCGUCUACUUGGAUUGCAGUGGUUUGUGUAGUAAGUAGAUUGUGACGAAAAAACAGAUGCAGCAAACACCCCGUAAGGCACGGGGAGGCAACCAUGUGCCAUGAAUUUUUUUUCAUUCCAACUGACAUUGCUUCAGGAAUGAGUGAAAUCAGCUGCAGUUGGGUUGGGCUGGAGUCAGAACCUGCUGUACCCUCAGGUGGUGAUAUGUGAUGGAAACCACUGAUCAAGAGGAGUCACUGCUCAAAGGAUUUGAGUUAAGUUUAGUAGCUAAAUGCUGAAGCCAUACUAAGAACCUUUCUUUCUUUCUUUCUUCUGCAAUACAUUCCCUGGCCUAAACGGGCAAUCUUAAAUAUAUGAAUAAUCCAUUUUUAUUAUAAGUAUGCAAAUAAAAAGUAUCCAUAUAAGUAUUUAUCCAAAUAAUCCAAACGCUAUUUUAUUUAUAAAUUUACUUUAUAAACUGUAUAUCAUACCUCCUAAGAAAAUGUUAACAUUUAUUUUCAUAAAAAUCUGUUUAACGUGAUGCUUCUAAAAUAGCUUUUGUUUUGAUGUUGGGGGCAUCUCAACUAGCAGGUAGUUGUAGACUAGGCUGCUUGUGAUCUGUUUCUUUGGUUGUGGUGCUAGAACCCCAGUAUUUUGUGCUGCAAGUUGUAAAAAUAUGUACAGCUAGGAUGUUGAGUCAGUGAUCAAGUAAAUGUAGCCUCAGUACUCGUCUUAACUUGGGGCCAAAGUGUCAUUAAGUGUCGUGAGCCAGAUUCAACCCUGACUACUGCCUUUGCUGUUGUAAACCUCUGCCUCUGGGUAAUAAAGUAGAAACCUGGA
Myripristis murdjan (pinecone soldierfish) is the source of this 3849-nucleotide messenger RNA. RefSeq names its product ARF GTPase-activating protein GIT2-like. The coding region runs from base 149 to 2365 and encodes 738 amino acids. The record is from RefSeq and is a predicted model, not a curated record. The transcript is spliced from 21 exons. Gene Ontology annotation, molecular function: GTPase activator activity; small GTPase binding. Gene Ontology annotation, biological process: regulation of G protein-coupled receptor signaling pathway; regulation of ARF protein signal transduction; synaptic vesicle recycling. Gene Ontology annotation, cellular component: synapse. NCBI's taxonomy places the organism in Eukaryota, Metazoa, Chordata, Actinopteri, Holocentriformes, Holocentridae.